AGAUUCAUCUAUCGCAUUCUCACUGUUGUGAUGAGGGACCGUCAGCGUGCGAGAGUACUUGGGAGACUCGGCGGUCAUGGAGUUCAAAUGCUGGUUUGUCCUCAGGAACGACGCUCCUGUCACUGGGCCACUUGAGUUCUCCAGAGAUGUGUUUGACAAGUUCACUCUCGCGCCCACCGUCAAAGAACUGUUUGCUCUUUUACACAGCUCUGAUACAAAGUUUGAGGAGACGGGUGAGAAAAAGCCAGAUGGAUCCUCAUCAGAAGCAAAGACUGUUAAGUGUAAUGAAGAUGCAGAUGUCAGUAACAUCCUUGCAUCAGAGGAGCCCUUGUCUGAAUGCAAACCAACCAAAGCCAAACCUGUGAAGAGAACUGCGACUCCAGCGUUCCCUGAGCCCUUAGUGCCCUACCCCUGCUUUUCCACCCUCAAUGCAAAGAAUCGCAAGCUAUAUCUCAACAUGCUCAUCCACAAGAAUUAUUCCAGAGCUUCCAAGUGUUUGUUGGAGCUGGUGAAGAACGAGGUAACAGAGUUUAUGAAAUACCUGCAAGAUGUUUCUAGAGCAUGUGCUGAUGGGUACAACUAUAUGCCACCAUGCAGCACCCGCUACACUGAGGAAUAUUUUGCAGCCUGUUUGGAACAUGUGAAGAGUUACCCACAGGUUUACAGCAUUCAAGAGAUUACUAGCCUAACCAAUGUAAAGUUUGUGGGUGAAAUAUCGCUCAUCUUUGAGAAACAGCUUCUUGCUAUGGGUAAAAUAGACAUGCUAGACACAAAAGUGAUACCAGAAAACACCCAGCUUGCUGUAGACUAUGAGACCGUGUCAAAUGUGAUUCCUCCAGCUAAAAAAGCAACUUUAGGACACACUGUCAUUAGCAAUGACAGUAAUGCGGAAAAACUCUGCGCUACUUAUGAGCCACAAGUGUGUUUAUCUAAAGAGGCCUUCCUUCAGCUCCUGAAUAACAGCUUUGAGUUCACGGAAGUGUGGGAGCUGCCCAUUUGGGUCAAAAUGAAUCCCAUGAAAGGCAGCAGUCAGAGUAAGACGGCGUACAUCGAUCCUCCUCUGCUGAAGACAGAGAUGAGCUGGAGAGAGAGGAGUCUGCUGUUUCAUGAAGAGAGCGUGAAGCUGGCAUUCAAGAAGACUGUAUCACGUCCUGUGUUUUUCCUCACUUCAGAAGAGCUCUCUGUUCAAAUGGAGCCUCCUCCUGAGGACAAGAUGUCUAGGAGUGUGUUUGCAUUUGAUGAUGCUGGUAUGGAUUUUGGGACUGAUCUAACAGACCUGGAGUCAUUUGGGGAGUCGUACAAGCCCAGUAAGAAAGUGAAGGAACAGAGUGAACCAAAAACAGCUUCUACAAAUCCAACCGCAUCUCCGUCUCAAUUUACCCCAAGCCCCAAGAACCCGACAGACUCUUUAGGUACAACAAAGCACACCUCAACAUCUCAAGACGCUCCCACAGAACACCUUGAGUUGACCGUGGCUAAGGUCCAAGGGGAGACCGACUCUUUGGCUGAUGGAGGAAACGGUACGCUGAAUGAAAGUGCCAUUUCAGAGAAGGAAAGUGUGAUUGAAGAUUCAAAAGAGAAGAUAGAAACAUCUUCUGCUCAGUGUCCUCCCACCAAGCGGCCCAGACAUAUGAUGGAAGACAAGACGGACCAGGAUUUGGAUUCUGAUGAAGAACGACUAGUUAUAGAUGACAUUCUCUCCCCACAGAGACCUCAGACCCAGGUGACACCAGCAGAGGUGUCCUCCCCCCAAGCACCCGACCCAGUCACGCUAGGACCCACAAUCCCUCUGGGCAAAGGAACAAAGAAAGGCAUCAAAAGACCCAGAAUAUCCGGCGAGUGCGAUCAGCUCGGACAGAUUUUGCGGAUGCAGGACGCCAUGCUGAAAUCCACUCCCAGCAAGAACCAGGAGCCUGUGAAGCCACAUGUCCCAGAAGACAAACCUCCAGAAGCUAAAACCCAUUCACUGGUCAAGCAGUGUGUGACCUCAUAUCUGGAGUCCAGAGAGGGACAGGGAGAGGACGCCACACUGCCUGCUGACGUUCCUGUGCUGCUAGCCACUCAAAGAAAACGUCUUCUAAAGGAGGAUCUUCAGGUCAGUGCUGAGGAUGAGAUGGACUACGAUCCUCCAGCAGAGGGCAGCGUUCUGUACAAACUCUACAGCCUGCUGGAUGUUCUACUCAUGGUGCGCAGCAGUGUGGACCUCGCUCACCCCAGACACGACACAGACACCUUCAGGGCUGUUCCGGUGCAUGUUUUACCCAAGCUGGAGUAUCAGCUGUGCUACGGAGCCGAGAAUCUGACCCACACAGAGGUUUGUCAGCUGUGGGCCGAGAAACUUCUGCACUCCAGCACCGUGUCCUUCAUAAGUCGCAUCAAUGCACACACAUCAGAAGUGGCGCAGAUGCAGACUUUGCCUGACGACUGGAUUCAGAACGUUACCUGCGACUUCAAGUGAACUAGAUAUUUAAACAGA
Sinocyclocheilus grahami is the source of this 2476-nucleotide messenger RNA. Its product is annotated as little elongation complex subunit 2-like. NCBI's taxonomy places the organism in Eukaryota, Metazoa, Chordata, Actinopteri, Cypriniformes, Cyprinidae. Gene Ontology annotation, biological process: snRNA transcription by RNA polymerase II; positive regulation of transcription by RNA polymerase III; snRNA transcription by RNA polymerase III. Bases 77 to 2458 code for a protein of 793 amino acids. The transcript is spliced from 14 exons. Gene Ontology annotation, cellular component: transcription elongation factor complex. The record is from RefSeq and is a predicted model, not a curated record.